Messenger RNA from Aspergillus steynii IBT 23096, 2445 nucleotides. RefSeq names its product FAD-dependent oxidoreductase. The record is from RefSeq and is a predicted model, not a curated record. The transcript is spliced from 5 exons. Bases 1 to 2445 code for a protein of 814 amino acids. NCBI's taxonomy places the organism in Eukaryota, Fungi, Ascomycota, Eurotiomycetes, Eurotiales, Aspergillaceae. Gene Ontology annotation, molecular function: FAD binding.
AUGGCAAAACAACAGCAGAAACGGCUCAGAGUCGUGAUAGUCGGCGGCUCUGUUGCCGGCCUCACCCUUGCCCACUCCCUCGUGAAAGCUGGGAUUGACUUCGUGGUACUGGAAUCGAACUCCGAAAUUGCGCCCCAGGUAGGAGCAUCAAUUGGCAUUCUACCGAACGGAGCUCGAAUCCUCGAUCAAGUGGGUGUUUGGGACGACGUUUACACGGAAGUCGAACCGCUGCAUACCUCCUUUACGUGGACCGAGAAGGGUCGGCUCAUUACCACGGGAAAUAUUCCCGAGAUUCUUCAUGAAAGACACGGAUACCCUACUGCCUUUCUGGAUCGGCAGGUUCUGCUGGAAAAGCUGUAUAACCACCUGGGCUGUAACCAGCACAAGGUGCAUGUGAACAAAAAGGCUACUCAAGUGGAAUACCUAUCCGACAAAGUCAUUGUUCAUUGUCACGACGGCACCUCAUACGAAGGAGACAUUGUAGUAGGAGCCGACGGGGUCCGAAGUACCAUUCGACGCGAGAUGUGGCGGUACAUGGAGUCGAUCUCGCUCAACGAAGAGACAGAAAAAGAGAAGAAAGCCAUGACAUCGGAGUAUUCCUGUGUCUUUGGUAUUUCGACCGCAACACCCGGACUUGCACCUGGAACUAGCCAUCGCACGUACGCUGACGGAUUCUCCUUCUUGAACGUGAUUGGAAAGCAUGGUCGUGUCUUCUGGUUCCUGUUUAUAAAGCUAGAUCGGAGAUAUCCUGCGUCGAACAUUCCUCGAUUCCGGAAAGAAGACAUCCAAGACGAUGUCGCCCCGUUCAUGGAGAAAGCAAUCACGGCCGAUGUACCAUUCUCAGCUAUCUACGACAAGGCUAUAGUCACUACACGUCUGUCUUUAGAAGAAGCAAGCUACCGCCAUUGGACGAAAGGGAGAUUUGCCUGCAUCGGAGAUUCCGCACACAAGAUGACCCCGAACAUGGGCCAAGGGGGCAACAGCGCCAUUGAAAGCGCAGCUUUACUUGCCAAUUACCUCGUCCAGCUGAACAAUCAGAAAGACUUCUCUCAAAGCGCCAUUGAGUCCUGCCUUCAAGCAUGGGAGACAGCCCGUCAACCCCGUGUAAACGCCAUCUGCGAGGGUGCCAACAAGCUAACUCGCACCGAGGCAUUGGCAUCGCCCAAAGACAGAUCCACCGCACUUUAUCUACUUCCAUGGAUGCAAAGAUUCCUCGCCGACAAGUUGUCUAGGGGCUUCAUCGGGGCCGAAAAACUUGACUUUCUCCCUGAUCCGCCCCAGUCGGCAAAAGCUACUAUUCCAUUCAUACAACACUACGAUCGUCUUUCCGAAUCGAUCUGGAAACGGGCUCUCUGGACACUACCGCUCCUGGGAUGUUAUAAGCUCGGAUCUGCUGCCAUGGACUCUACGUUGGGUCAUGUUCUUCCGUUCCUUCGCACUGUGCUGGAAAAAGGCACUUGGGCAUCCAGCGCCGGAGAGGUUGUCGACCUCACCCGGCCAAUCUAUCAUGUUCCCUUCCUCGAUAAAAUGCUCCGGCCUAUGAUCACCUGCUUUCUGCCCUCUAUAACAGGCUCAGAUGCCUUGUCACGCGCGCAGAUGCUCUCCUUCAUGGUCGAUAUAGGUCCUGUCUAUGUGAUAUGGCUGUUGGAAAGUUCUCGUCGAGCCCACUCGUGGGCUGAGGUCGUCUUUCCGGUCAUGUUUGGAACGGCGUUUCAAUUCCUCGGAAUCGGGAAGAUCGCGCCGCUCUACUAUGCUCUCGAUUAUCUGCGGGCCCCUCUAUCGAAAGUCAUCCUUGGGAUGAACAGAUCCAUCGACAAAUCGGUUCUUACCUCUCUCCCAAUCGCUCUGUUGGCUGGAUACUACAUUCCCACGCUCGGAUGCUUCUUCGCCUCUGGAGCCAGCACAAAACAGACAUAUAAUGCCAUCUGGCAGCUCUUUCCCAUCCUCAUACCUCUUCUACAGGCUCCAUUCCGACUGUCUGGCUUCUUCAAAGAGCCGUCGUCACGCUCGCACAACAAUGAAUCGAAAGCACAGACAGCAGAUUCAACGACCAAGACCCAGCAUUCAGGAAUCGCUGAAAUCAGAAAAACCUACAUCCCGCUUGCUGUACUCUCAGGGCUGACAUUCAUUUACUCUCGAUUCACAGCCCCUGCUGGGUCUUCUGUCCUUGAUAUCUUUUUCCCGAAAACAAUGGGACAAAGUGCUCCGAUCACCUCUUUCAGCCAGGGCAUCGCGCGGUUCUUGCAGUACGAUGAGAUAUUUGGACUUGGAAGCGGGCUUAUCUGGCUUGGACUCCGAUUUAGGGAGCUACGGGAGCUUGGGGUAUCUGUGAACUGGUGGAAAUUGCUCGGUGGGUUGAUCGGUGUCGGAUUCAUUGCUGGACCUGGAGCUGCGUUUACGGUUGGUUGGGGGGUAAGAGAGGAGCUUCUUUAUCGGGUUUGUUGA